This is a messenger RNA of Amphiprion ocellaris (clown anemonefish), 2646 nucleotides long. It is a transcript of the gene arhgap25, whose product is annotated as Rho GTPase activating protein 25. The transcript is spliced from 11 exons. The record is from RefSeq and is a predicted model, not a curated record. Gene Ontology annotation, cellular component: phagocytic cup. Gene Ontology annotation, biological process: activation of GTPase activity; phagocytosis, engulfment; negative regulation of small GTPase mediated signal transduction. The coding region runs from base 350 to 2239 and encodes 629 amino acids. Gene Ontology annotation, molecular function: GTPase activator activity. NCBI's taxonomy places the organism in Eukaryota, Metazoa, Chordata, Actinopteri, Pomacentridae.
UUCCUUUGACAUCAGUGAACAUUAGUCACUUGAAGAUUCCCCCACUACAUGGAACCUCAGUUUUUAAUGAAUCAGCCUGGAAGUCAUCUGUGCAGCACUCCAGCAGAACAAGUAUGAACAUGGAAGUAAAGACUGCAUGAGGGGACGCGUUAUGAAGGGCUGAAAAAAAGAAGAAGAAAGAUUAACACACAGGAAGAAGGAAGUGUGAUCUGCGAUAUCUCCAGUUUGUGUGUGUGUGUUUGAGUGUGUAUUUAUAUGUAUGUGUGUGUGUGUGUGUGUGUGUGUGUGUGUGCUCCGGUGAAGUGCAUGUGUGAACUGAAACACUGACCUGUGCUAUGAGUUGAGGACCAUGUCUCUGAAACUACCUCGCAACUGGGACUUCAGCACCUUCAAGGCUGAGACAGCUCGGAUAGCACGAUCCAGGAGUGUGAUACCUGGAGACGGAGGCCCUGGCCCGGGCUCGCCACGCUCCUCCAGGUCCAUGGAGAGGCCGCUGAAGGCCGGCUGGCUGAAGAAACAACAGAGGUCUUUAGUGAAGAACUGGCAGCAGCGCUACUUUGUGCUGAGGGGAAGCACACUGUCGUACCACAAAGAUGAUAAGGAGACCACAGUCCAGGGAGUCAUCCCACUGCGCUUCAGUAAAGUUAAUGAACUUCAUCCAAGCUCAGAUGACCCGGGGAAGUACCUCUUUGAGAUCAUACCACGUGCCACAGGAGACAGAGAGCGGUGUCCAUAUGUGUUCAUGGCAAACUCUCAGAGUGACAUGGAGGAGUGGGUCCGCACUCUGCGCCGAGUCAUUGGAGUACCAACAAGUGGAGUGUUUGGGAAGAGUCUCAUGGACACUGUGACGUAUGAGCAGCGCUUUGGACCUCAUAUGGUGCCAAUCCUGGUGCAGAAGUGUGUGGAGUUCAUCAAAGAGCAUGGGCUGAAUGAGGAGGGCAUCUUCCGCCUCCCUGGUCAGGAUAACGCUGUCAAACAGUUCAGAGAUGCCUUUGAUGCAGGAGAGAGGCCUUCCUUCCCCAGUGACACAGAUGUCCACACGGUGGCAUCACUACUCAAACUGUACCUGCGGGAGCUGCCUGAACCUGUGGUGCCCUGGACUCAGUACCAAGACUUUCUAGACUGCACCAGCCUGCGGGACACCAGCAGCACGGAAGGUUGGGAAAAGUUGGAGAAACAAAUCGCUCUUCUGCCCAGAGUCAACUAUAACCUUCUGAGUUAUGUCUGUCGGUUUUUGUUUGAGGUGCAGCUGCAAUCCAAGGUGAAUAAGAUGAAUGUGGAGAACUUGGCAACUGUGAUGGGGAUCAACCUGCUCAAACCUCAGAUAGAAGAUCCCAUCACUGUGAUGAAGGCAACUCCUCAGAUCCAAAAACUGAUGACAGUGAUGAUCAGACAGCAUGAGACUCUGUUCCCUCUCUCCAAAGAUGUGCUACCAUCACCUCCUUCAAAGAAGUCUGAAAGUCAGAAGAACACUCCCCGGAGCUUUGUUGGCUGGGAAUCUGCAGAGAUGGGUGAUGCAUCUCUGUCUGAGUCUCCAGAAGAAGAGGAGGACAAUGAGAGUCCAGGUCCAGAUAGAGGGAACUGCAGUGCCCAGACCCUCCUGCAGGAGCCUCCCAGUCCAUCUGCAGAUGACUGGCUUGGAAGUCCCCGCAAACGCACUCAGACCCUACCCACCUUCAACUGCCCCCUCACUGGGAUGGCAGCCAAGGCCGAAGCCCUCAACAGGUGGAGUCGCAUCCAGGAGAGUGUGGAGGAGAAGAGCGGGACAUUGUCAGAGGACAUUUUCAAAAUUCUGGACCUGCGGAGUUCGGGGUCAUUUUUUGGAGCGUCUCAGACAAGCAACAAGGAGGGAGAGGACAGAUCCACCGCCCGGAGGGGGAGUGACACCACAGGUUCUGCCCAGAAACCUGACAGUGAUUCCCAGUCGCCCCAGGUUGUGCCUCCUCAGAAGAGUGUGAACACCCUGACAGUGGAUUCAGGUCCGCAGGUCAACAGCAGGUCAGAACAGAACAAAGACCAGCAGCAGACUGCAGACAGUUUGCAGCAGGAGAACAAAGAGCUGAAGGCCACUGUGGCAGAGCUCCAGUCUGCUCUGGAGGCAGAGCGCCGCCGUGUGGCUGCUCUGGAGAUCUGCCUAAAAAAUGCAGAGCGCAGCCGAGAUGAGGCCCAAAGACGCAACGAUGAGCUGCAAAGAGACAUUCAGCAGUUCCUCACUAGAGACACUCAAGCUCUUACCUAAAAUAUUUCAGUCUGGUGUAUGGAUUUUUGACUCUGUUAAACUCAACAGGGCUCAUUUCACAUGAGCUGCUUCUGGAAAAUACCAUUGUCUUCCUCUGAUGCUGGACUGACUCCAUUCAAGCUCUGUUUGGUCCUGAAGUUAAUUUAUUGACUCAUUUGUUUGUGUCUGUGGGAAAGGUCUGUUAGAAGAGAUAUAAAUAUCACUAUUUACAUUAGAGACUUUAAACACAAAUCUGAUCCUUCCCACUGCAGCAGUUUGCCUUGAUCUGGUGUAACUGUUGUACAGAACUUACAGCGAAGGAAGGACACUUAGAAUGAAUGAGUUAUUUACAUGGAAAUGCAACAUGAGAUCAGACCCUUGAUUAGAGUACAACCGGACUAUAUAUUAUUAAAAGUAGACAAUAUGAA